This is a messenger RNA of Aspergillus japonicus CBS 114.51, 1008 nucleotides long. Its product is annotated as Gfo/Idh/MocA family protein. The transcript has 5 exons. Lineage: Eukaryota; Fungi; Ascomycota; Eurotiomycetes; Eurotiales; Aspergillaceae. Bases 1 to 1008 code for a protein of 335 amino acids. The record is from RefSeq and is a predicted model, not a curated record.
AUGGUUCGUUGGGGAAUCUUAGGAACCGGCGAUAAUGCCACCAAAUUCGUCAAAGACCUUCUCAUCGACCCUGCCACGCGUGAUGUCCAUGAUAUCACCCACGACAUCGCCGCGGUCGCUUCGUCCAGCGCGAUAGAAAAAGCUCAGAAUCUCCUCUCCACUACCAACGCUCCGCCCACAGCUCGUGCCUACGGUUCUUACGAGACUCUCGUCGCUGAUCCCAAUGUUGAAAUUGUCUACAAGGCUUUCACAGUGAAUGCCGAGCAAGCCCAGGUGCUCGUGGAUCUAGCCAGGAAACGGGGACUCUUCCUCAUGGAAGCUCUUUGGACCCGUUUCUUCCCUCUAACCCAGCACGUACAAUGUCUCGUUCGAGAGGGUACCAUCGGGAAGGUGCAGCGGAUCGUGGCAGAUCGGAACCUAGGUCGCAACGUGGAGGAGCUGUAUGGCACCGAGCAUCGCCUGGUCAACCCCGCCUUGGCUGGCGGCGCGCUGCUGGACUUGGCCGUCUACCCACUAACCUGGGUCUUCCUCUUCCUGAGCCCCGACCAGCCUCUUGUUUCCGUUCCCCUGCAAACGGCUGGCUCCGUAAUCAAGUACACAGAAACAGCGGUAGAUGAGACUGUGACGAUAGUCCUCACCUCCCCUGAAACCAGGACGCAGGGUGUAGCGACGGCUAGUCUCCGAGUCACUGCAGAUCCGAAGGAACCAGGUGUCCGUAUUCUUGGAACAAGAGGACAGAUCCAAGUAUUUGGGCCCGCAGCGCGUCCGGAUAGUAUCAAAGUGGUGGUCUAUGGGACCGCGGAAGACGCCUCGAGAACCGCAUUUCCGAUCCCGGUGGGCCAUGGAUUGUUCUGGGAGGCAGAUGAGUGUGCCCGGCGCGUGCAGGCUGGCGAGCACGAGUCGCCCGUUAUGCCCUUGGAAGAGACGCUAUUGAUGAUGAGGGUGUUUGACCAAGUUCGUGAGCAAAAUGGAUUGCACUACCCUGAUGAGAUUGAAGCAAUUGCAUAG